This is a messenger RNA of Panicum virgatum (switchgrass), 2574 nucleotides long. RefSeq lists its product as uncharacterized. Bases 1327 to 2574 code for a protein of 415 amino acids. The transcript is spliced from 4 exons. The record is from RefSeq and is a predicted model, not a curated record. Lineage: Eukaryota; Viridiplantae; Streptophyta; Magnoliopsida; Poales; Poaceae.
CCCCGCCGCCUUCACGCCCCGCCCCGGCGCGCCGUGCACUGCCCCGCCGCCUCCACGCCCCGGACCUUUCCUCCCCCUUUCCGGCCCGGAACGAAACCCCACCUCAUUAGGUCCGGAACGAAUCCUCGUUCUCUCCUUCUCCUUCCAGAGUCUCGAGGGGAGGCGCCGGCGCGGCACACGCGAAGGCGGCGCGGCCGUCCAGCGGCGGCGGCGGCGGAGGCGGCCUGGCGGAUUCGGCUCCCCGGCAGCGGCUGUCCACUCCGGUAGCCCCGUUCUCACCGUUUUUCUUUGAAUCAUCUGUGGUAGCCGGCGUCUAGGGCAUGGAUCUGGCCUGGAGUAAGCGAAUAGAAAGCAUGAUCAUGAGAGGUAAUGAGAUUUACCUUCGCGAGAGGAGCAGGAUUUGGUAGCUCGUAAUGUUACACUAACGCUAAUGACCUACUGUUGCUUUGCUUUUCUUGUAUUGUAAUCAAGAUUUGUCAGAUCUCUUGGUCAUAGUGACAGAUACUUGCUCUUGGUAAAUACAGGUCCAUGUCCAAGCUUUAGAAUACUAAUCUGGUAGAGUUUUAGUAGUUUGUAUUGCAUAUUUGUUGGUGUCACAUCAGUGUGGAGCCUGCAAAUUCCUCGAAUAUAUGGAUUAUUUUAUACUUAUUACUACUUUUCUGGAGUUCAAUUUAAUUUGGUAUACUUACUACUACUUACUACUUAGGGUCGUUGUCCUUGAAUGUAUUCAACACUAAGGUUAGGUGAUGCUAACCUGCGAUUCAUCAUACUCCAGUAGUCUAGUGUAGUUAGGAGACGAGGCCGGGCCCCAAGACGGUCUUCUGUCAUGCAUCACUAGGAACCAUGUAUCCUGAAAAUUGUUGAUUUACUAUAAAUUGUUGAACUUUGAUGUCACCUCCUUCCUGGGACUUUCUUUAAACUCUAGCUCAAUCAGUAGCAUUUAUCAGAUUCUAACAACAUCAGGUCUCAGGACAUCAUGUCUUAGUGACUAAUACUGACCGAGCAAUUAAUGCAAAGGUACUGUUUUGUAUGUAUAAGCGCUGAUUUGUAUCAUUGCUGUUUCAUAUGCAUACGAUAGUCGUGUUCAAUUAAUGCAAAGGUGGAUAUUAUGUCAACAGAGAAAGUCGUGUUCAAUGUGCCCUCAAUGCUUUAGUAGUUUCCGCUGAUGAUUUUGCUUUCUUGCUAGUCAUUAUGCUUAACCUUUUAUUUGUUCUGACUGCACAAAAUAUAGGCUGGUAGCGGUGUCCGCCUGCGACGUGCUCGACGAGAAGCUUGAACUGCGAGUCCACACCAAGCCGGCCACGCCUACACCGCCGACCCGUUAGGAUGGAUGACCGUCAUUGGAUGUACACGGGCCGUCCAAGUCAGGCUACCAUGACCGAUGAAUGGAUUCGAAAGACCAAUGAUUUUUUGGAAGCCGCGUGGAGUCAGGCUGAAGGAUCGAGUUUCUUGUGGUGUCCGUGCAACAUAUGUGGAAAUAAGAAACGGAAAACGAAGAAGGUUAUGGGCCAACAUCUUUGCAAGUAUGGAUUUACGCCGGACUAUACCCGGUGGAUCUUUCAUGGUGAAGGCCACCGUAUGAGGGACGAGGUCGUGCGGCAACGCAUCGAUGAUUGUGAUGCUGAUGGUGGGGUUGGAGACAUGUUACAUGACUAUCAUGAAGCACAUUUCGGUGAACGACUGCAGGAGGAGGAGCCAGAGGCAUCCGCAAUGGCGUAUUUCGAGAUGUUGGAGGCUGCACAGAAACCACUUCACGGUCAUACAAAGGUUUCUCAGCUGGAUGGCAUCGGACGACUAAUGGCCUUGAAGUCUCAGUUUAGCCUGAGCCGAGACGCCUUCGACAGUCUGUUGACCGUGUUUGGAAGCAUGCUUCCAGAAAAUCACAUUAUGCCAAAGUCAAUGUAUCAGGCACAGAAAAUUCUCGGUGCACUUAAGAUGCCAUAUGAGCAGAUACAUUCUUGUCCAAAUGGGUGUAUCUUAUUUAGGAAGGAGCAUGAGAAAGCUGCUUACUGUCCGAAAUGUAAAGCCUCUAGGUUCCUCGAAGUGGACUCUGGUGAUGGUCAGCCUAAGAAGCAGCUCACGAUUCCCGUGAAAAUCCUACGCUACCUUCCUUUCAUUCCGAGGAUCCAACGACUAUUCAUGACCGAGGAAUCCGCGCAACAGAUGACCUGGCACAAGAAAGGUGUUCGAUACAACCCUGACAAGAUGGUGCAUCCAUCCGAUGGUGAGUCAUGGAAGAAUUUUGAUAGGAUUCAUCGUGACAAGGCUAAUGAAGCUCGUAAUGUACGUAUUGCGCUUGCAACAGAUGGGUUCAAUCCUUAUGGGAUGGUGGCCGCCUCGUACUCAUGCUGGCCUGUGUUUGUUAUCCCUCUGAAUCUCCCUCCAGGGGUCCUAUUUCAACGACAGUCCAUAUUCGUGUCGUUGAUUAUUCCAGAGCACCCGGGGAAUAAAAUGAGUGUUUACAUGGAGCCUCUGAUUGAUGAUUUCGUCAAGGCAUGGGACGAAGGGGUGUGGACCUAUGAUCGAGCAACAAAGACAAAUUUUAGAAUGCAGCUCUGCAGUUCAUCUGGUUGA